Molecule: messenger RNA, 1879 nt
Organism: Zea mays
Lineage: Eukaryota; Viridiplantae; Streptophyta; Magnoliopsida; Poales; Poaceae
Product: FCS-Like Zinc finger 8
Exons: 2
Coding region: 629-1417 (262 amino acids)
Source: RefSeq, a predicted model, not a curated record
GUACUAACCACUAACCGCUGCCAAUGAAAAAUUUGGCGAUUAUAUAUAUACUACUGUCGCUGGGCAUGGGUGCGAAUAAAGAAUGUGUGGAUGGCCUAGUUUUGAGAAGGGUGCCUUUAAAAUAAGGCCCUCGGAUUCUAGCGUCCCUCGGGGCUCGGGGAGGAGCGGCAGGCACAAUCUCCUUCUGGUAGCCCGUACGCUUCUUCUACAGGCCCUUGCCUGCCCCCCUGUCCCACUGCCUCCACACACCAUUGUCAUGGACUCAUGGUCACCACCACCACACCACCACACUUCACUCGACUCCACAGCCUCCAGUUUAUCCGUUUGCUCGACACCAUUGCUAUUAUCUCCUCGCUCGCGUAAUCCAUCGUUUUCCGCCGCGAUCAGUUGUUCCUGAUCAAUCCUGUCGAACUACUACUGUAUGUUCCUGAUCAUUUGCUUUGCCUCCUCCUCCUCCUGCUCCUCCCUUCUCUGCUCGUCUCUCCUCCGUGGCCAGCUGAGCUGACCGUUUCGUCCCACACAUCUUGCUGUUUCUAGCUACUACUCUGCGUAGAUCGAUCGGGUCGAUCAGGCUCGCUCGGCUGAAGUUCAUCGGAUCAGAGGCUCGGGCUCCGGUUUCUCGCCCGCAAUGCUGAAGAAAGCGUCAGCAGGAAGAGCUGCGGCCGCGACGGGGCGCGGCGAUCCCGCAGCGCCCGCCUCGCGUCCCAGUCCCACAGCCAAGGUCGCCGAGGGCGGCGCCUGCAGCGCCAGGCCGGCCUCUCGGCUCCUCUCCACGAGGUCAGUCCCGAGCCUCUUCGCGGAGUCCCCGAUGACGACGAGCCCCGCCGCCUCCGCGCCCGAGCUGCUGUCCAGGGCCCCGCUCCGCUCCGGCGGUAGCCCGGGCGCGGCGGGCCUGGCGGGCGUGCUGGUGGCGGAGGAGGCCGACGAGCGGGGGUCCUUGUUGAGGAACGGGCGCAGGGUGCUCCGCGGGACGCGGCUCCGGGUGCAGCUGCCGCCGCCGCCGCCGAUCGAGUUCGGCGUGAAGAACAGGGAGGCCCAGCUGGCGCUGCUCUCCCCCGUGCAGCGGUCGCCGGCGCGGCUGGCAAGGCGGAGGAGCGAGGUGGAGGAGGAGCUGGCCGGCGAGGACUACACCUGCGUCAUCGCCCGCGGGCCCAACCCCAGGAUGACGCACAUAUUCGAGGACCGCGUCGUCGAGAGCUCGACCUCGACCUCGAGCUCGACCUCUUGCGAUGGGUGCAACAAGGAUGCUGCUCUCUUGCUGGUGCUGGAAAGCUCUACAUGGUGCUGUCUCUGUCUCCUGGAUGGAUUACGACAACAAUUGUGUCUGUUUGGUCUUCCAGAGGCGACAGCGAGUUCUGCAUCGACCAACGGAAGGCGCUGUUUGGCGGCGAACGGGCUGGCGGCGAGCGGGCGGUGACAAACUGAACUCUCCGUCCUGAAUCUUGGCACACCCGCGCUAUAUGUGAAGCGACGAACCAUUCCGUUCUUCAUCUCGUUUGAAGAAAUUUUGAUCCGUGCUGGGACCAAUGCUAUCGGGUUCAGGGUGAUUUGUCCCUGUGUCUUUUUUGGUGAUUCAUCUCUCUAAGUUUUAGAGCUAAGGCUCCAAACAAAUGAUUUACAUGUUACCUUUAAACAUUAAGCCCACCUUAAAUUAAAGUUUUAGAGCUUUUAAAGCGAGCUAAAGUGCACUAAAGCUUUUAGAACUCUAAAACUUAGUCCUGAGGCUCUAAAUUUGUCGUUAGGACAUGUAUAACCUUAUUUAAUAUGAAGUCUUUUGAGCAGUCUCUAAAUGACUAAGUGUAAAAAAAUAUAAGAGACAAACUCUUCACGAAGAACCUGUCUCUUCACGACUUUCUAUACACGUUGUCUUUUAGGUGCA